Messenger RNA from Linnemannia hyalina, 777 nucleotides. The record is from the annotation of a GenBank genome assembly. Lineage: Eukaryota; Fungi; Mortierellomycota; Mortierellomycetes; Mortierellales; Mortierellaceae.
AUGCUGUUUAAACUGCCCACUGCCCUCAAGAAAAUAAAGUCAAAGCCAACACCAUCUGGACUCCUGCUUCCCCAACUCCUCGAACGCGUCUUUGAUUUCAUUGACGACGACACCAUCCACGAUACCAUCAUCCUCGUUACUCGGAACGACUCUUCAAAGACCAGCGGUGCCAGGCGUCUCGACAAAUUCAUCUCGCGACUCCCCAGUGCGACACGUCUGAAAUGGACCACUAGAUACAGCGAUCUUGUAUCUCCAGACGACCAAAAAAUUCUCCAGGCACUUGAACGAAUCAACAACAGCAAGGACCAGAGUAGCAUCGCAGACAACGGCGGUCUUCGAGCAGCAGACCUUACUGGAUCGUACCUGCGCGAGUCACCUAACCUCCUCCACCUCAAGGCUAGUCAGUCGUUUUGCCUGAUCGAGAGAAUGGAUCUCUUUGGUCGCUGGAUGCCCCUGCCCAGAUACGGGGAGGACGCCUACCGUCAACCAGGCAUCCGGAUGUGUCGCCAGCUCCAGACUCCCCAUAUCGAGGUCCAUAACCUAGGCUCAGCCGAUCGUCAACUAUCACCUACCUGUAGUCAUUUCCUCUUUGGAUACUUCUCCAGGUUGUGCCCCAACCUUCGCGACAUAGAGACUUGGGAACCUGAAAACAUUCCUGGUUUAUUUCUCGAGCUCCCUGGUGGGCUCUGUCUGCUGGUCCGUUUCCGCCUCUUGGAAACCCUCCAUAUUGGGUCUGGCAAGAACCCGCAGACCCUCAUGACUCGCGAUGAUAAGUGA